AUGACCGGUUCCGAUCAAUCAAUGCCAAACGUACCUCCAGGUAUCGACCCCGAGGUCCAAGCAAGAAUCGAUACACUACUCGCGCAGCAUCUGACAGCGAACAGUAAUAGCAAUAUUGCUGGGGAAAUUAGGAAUAAUGGUGGUAUUGGUUCAUGUGUUGGCGUCUCAACCACAGCGCUAACGGACAUCCUUGAUGGUCAUACCAACAAUUCCACGGAAUCACCAACUAGCCAACCUAUUGUAAACGUGUUUCAGCCGAGGGUCAAGAUAGACAAAGACAACGAUGCAGGCAUUCGGUAUGAAGGUGUGCCCCGAGCUGGACCGCCACUCUCACCUCAACAUGCCGUCCUACACCUCAGUGACAGAUCCGAAGCCAGUCGAAGCAAUACACCACCAUAUCAAGUCGUUACGGGUGCUUUUCCGCUUACACAAUCUAUUUCUGUCCUACCGCUACCGCCUCCUAACACUUCACCACCGCAGGCCACUCUUUUCAAGCGAACCAUAUCCUACAUCGGCAACUAUUUUUCCGCCUCACCUGAGAUCAUCGAGUACUCUGACGCAGAGAUCAAAACGAAAACUCAAGUCUGUGUCAAGGCGCAAAAACGGUUUGUGUCGAAUGUACCAACCCAGGACCUGGUUGUCAAGGUUGCAGCUGUUCUCAUUGAGAUGAGCCCGACUGGUGCGAAUUCGGGAGACUAUGGACUUGUAGAAAGACCUGUAGAGAUUCUGGCGAAGCACAAGCGCGUCAGGGAGAUCAAGAGAGGAUUAGGAUGCUUUGUUGUGGAGGAUGUAUAUAGGAAGGAGAUCAGAGUCGCUUUGGCGAGGUUGAACAGAUAG
Molecule: messenger RNA, 837 nt
Organism: Alternaria arborescens
Lineage: Eukaryota; Fungi; Ascomycota; Dothideomycetes; Pleosporales; Pleosporaceae
Exons: 1
Coding region: 1-837 (278 amino acids)
Source: RefSeq, a predicted model, not a curated record